Molecule: messenger RNA, 1604 nt
Organism: Mercurialis annua (annual mercury)
Lineage: Eukaryota; Viridiplantae; Streptophyta; Magnoliopsida; Malpighiales; Euphorbiaceae
Exons: 6
Coding region: 262-1509 (415 amino acids)
Source: RefSeq, a predicted model, not a curated record
CCAAUUAUCAAAAAAAAAAAAUAAAAAAAAAUCGUGUUUUCUUCAUCCUUCCAUAGCAUCUCUACACUCGAACAGUCAAAAACACAAAAGAAAAUAAUCAUCCUCUUCCAUCGCUCAUUCUGCCGCCGCUGCCACUGCUAUUUCUCAUCCGCUUCUGCCAGUUCUACGUGUAUCCGCGGCCGCCGCUAGUGCUGUGUGUCCUUCCUGCUUCCAACUUCAUAAUUUUCUGUAUUCUCUAGGUUUGGUUUGUUGUGAAAGAACAUGGCGGAGAAGACCAAUUCAGUGAUCAUCUCUGAUACACCAUCCAAUUCUUCCCUUCUAAAUCCUCAAUGCCGUAUUGUCUGCCACGUCUGUCAUAAGCAAUUUUCGCAGUAUACUUGUCCACGAUGCAAUUCUCGCUAUUGUUCGCUUCACUGCUAUAAGUCACAUAGUACUCGGUGUACUGAAUCAUUUAUGCGAGAAAAUGUAGUGGAAGAGCUUAGGCAAACGAAGCCUGAUGAUGAAUCAAAGCGAAAAAUGAUGGAUAUAUUGAAAAGAUAUCAUUCUGAGGAAGAAAUGGAUAGCAUGGAGGAGGAUGAUUGUCUUCUAUCCGAGGAGACUAUUCAAAAGAUAUUAUCCGGAGAUUCAAUCUGUUAUGAAGAUUUAUCUGCAGAAGAGCAGAAACAGUUCCAAAGAACUGUGGCAUCUGGAGAACUUAGCAAGUUGAUCCAACCUUGGGAUCCAUGGUGGUUAAAGCCUUCUGCCAGAACAAUCUCUCUUAGCAAGGAAGGGACUCAGCUUAUCCAACCGCUAAGUAAGCAAGAAGUGCCAUUAUUGCAUGAAGAUCGUGCAGCUGAAGGGCAAUCUAGUGAGAUUCCACCUGGCCCCGAAGCCCCAUUAGUUCCAGUGGCAAAGCUUAUCUCCGCAGAACCAUCACCGCUCUUAGCAGUUCACUUGGUUGACAUUAUAUAUAGCUACUGUUUCACGUUACGGCUGUACAAUGGAGAUUGGCCAUCGGAUGCUAUAGGAUCAGCUAUGGUGGUGUUGAGUAUCUCCUCUGUCUUAGGCCAGGGCAGGCAGCCAGAAACAGUGACAGAAGUUGUGUCGUAUUGCUUAGAACAAACUUGCUCUCCAGAGUACAGACGAAUGGGGGGAUUGCAGUUCGGAUUGGGUAUCAUCAGUGAUGUGAUACAAAUAAUUUCACUGGGAGGUCCGGCCUUAAUAUGUGCUCUUUGCGAUUUGCAGAGACUGUUUCAGGCUGGGGAGAGGGAACUCAAAGCAGAAAGAUUAAAAAAGUCGACAAAGUCAGAAACGAGAAGCAAACUGAAACUUGGUGAGAGGAAGGUUUAUUUCAUGAUGUGCUGGGUGCACGAGCAGCCAAUGGAAGCUUGGCAUUCCUUAUCUGCCAUUUUAGAGACAGAAAAAAGCAAAGUCAUGGAUUAUUACAGUAGUAGCAACACCAUAAACUCUGCAGGGAAGAAGAAUAACCCUGAGAGUCGUGGUAAACUUUUUAUAGAAGAGAUAAAGUAAAACUUCAACCAUUACUGUAAGAUUAUGUUAUUGUAAAAACCCACUGUGACAAUUGUCUGUUUGUCAAAUGUGAAGGUUUCAUUAUUACCAGGUUA